AAAGACUGCCCUCCCCAGGGGUUCUCUUAGUUUGAAGCCUUUUUCAUCCUUCAGCGCAGCAAUAAUGGAGAUUCCAGUAUUUACCAUUGAUGCCUUCACCAACUUACCCUUCAAGGGAAACCCUGCGGCCAUUUGUCCACUUAUGCAUGAGCUGAGUGAUGAUUUGUAUCAGAGUAUCGCAUCAGAGAUCAAUCUGUCAGAGACUGCUUUCAUCAUCAGGACCAACCCUUCUGACAGUUUCUCCACAGGAUCAAGGUUCCGCCUUCGAUGGUUUACACCAACCAGUGAGGUGAAUCUGUGCGGUCAUGCCACCUUGGCCUCCGGAGCAGCGCUGUUCCGGCAUCACAACAAUGUAAAUCCCACACUGGUGUUUGAGACGAGGAGUGGAGAUCUGGCUGUCACCAAGAAGGGGGAAGGCUACCUCAUGGACUUUCCUCUCAAUCCACCGGCCCCGGAGGAUCCCAAUGCCUUCAGAGACAUUAUCAAGGUGGCAGUUGGAAACCACCCAGUUCAGGAUGUUUGUCUGAGCCCCAGCACCAAGAAACUGAUGAUACGACUGGCCGAUAGCUGUGACAGGUCAGUACUAACCAGUCUGAAAGUUGACCAUGCUGCUCUUCUGAGCAGUGAGAAGAGUGGAAGAGUCAAAGGAGUAAUCGUCACAAUGAAAGGCUCCCCAGACUGCCAGCCCGGAUACGAUUUCUACUCCAGAUAUUUUGCUCCAUGGUUCGGCAUCCCUGAGGAUCCCGUCACUGGAUCCGCUCACACCGUCCUCGGUAGCUACUGGUCUGAAAAACUGGGAAAGAAAAAAAUGCUGGCUUACCAGUGCUCCAGGCGAGGCGGGGAGCUGGAACUGGAAGUGAGAGACGACGGAAGGAUCAACAUAGCUGGACAGGCUGUCAGUGUGUGGCAAGGAAAAAUCACACUGUAGCUUCAGUCAGGAGCAAACACACAGGGUUUAAGGAGCUGAGAGGUCAACAUGGACCUGCAGGAAGAUGGUUUCUAACUUUUAGUAAUCAAUACAAGAUGGUAUAGUAAUAGUAAUAAUAAUAAUAAUAAUAAUAAUGAUAAAAACAGACUAAAGCCCAGACUUAUUAAUCUUAUAAUCAAACAUCAUUGAGCCAAGCAGCAGACUGUAGGAUUGAAAAAAAAAAAACACGCACGUUUUGUAAGGAUUUGCAUUAUUUAUUCACAUAGUCGACAUUAAAGUAAAUCACAAUACUUCAUAGAAGAAAAAAAAAACAACAUAAAUUUACAGGCUGUGCUCAAGUAAAACAGAACGAAGGUUGAAUCACAGUUGUGGUCAGAAUGUUAUUCGACAACAUCACAGUUUACUCGUGUUGUAAAACACAGAAUCAUUUUUGUCCGAUAUUGUGGUUCGUACCAGAUUCCUAGAAUUCUAACUGUUCUCUCCUCUGUAAUCUGUUCAGCUUUAGUUCAGCUAGUCUGCAGAGGAACUGCAAUAAAUAACUCAGUUGGUUAGUUUUGCUUUUGCUAAUAUGAACAUAAGACGCACUAAUCUUAGUUGUUGAAACGAUAAAUCAAUAAAAUCAUUGAUACACCA
This is a messenger RNA of Stegastes partitus (bicolor damselfish), 1561 nucleotides long. It is a transcript of the gene pbld, whose product is annotated as phenazine biosynthesis like protein domain containing. Gene Ontology annotation, cellular component: cytoplasm. Gene Ontology annotation, molecular function: isomerase activity. NCBI's taxonomy places the organism in Eukaryota, Metazoa, Chordata, Actinopteri, Pomacentridae. The transcript is spliced from 10 exons. Bases 65 to 928 code for a protein of 287 amino acids. Gene Ontology annotation, biological process: biosynthetic process. The record is from RefSeq and is a predicted model, not a curated record.